ACGAGGGAAGACGUUACAUUGGGACAAACAGUAGAAGGUGAAAGCUUGAAUUAUACGGGAGACUAUCAAUAUCAUGGUACUAGUAAACAACCGUCAGACCUAAUUGAAGGGAAUGGUACGGAUGAGAUUGAUUCUGGGUGUAUGGAAGAUUCAUUAGCGCCUUAUGAGGAAGGUGAGAGAUUCUUUUCGUUUAAUUCAUUGACUGAUGCAUCGGAUCAGGCACCAGUAUCGCUUGAAGAUGCUUCUAAUAAUGUUGGACUAACACACACGAAACAGAAGCAUCGCACUCCGAUACAGCAGAAGCAUGUGAAUGAUAAUAUCACUCAUCCUGGUGUUGCACCGAACGAUUUUGGAUGUAAUCCGCACAUCGGACCGGGACAUCAUGCCAUAUCACAAUCAAUCUGUUGGAAUAAUCCCAAGCUCGCUCAACCCGAUAUUGUACCAAACCAUAUUAUACAGCCGUACCAUCCAUGUCUAUACCAAGCUUUUCCGCCGAAUAUGAGUUAUCCUCCACCACCAUAUAACAACUACCCAUACCACACUCAGCAUAAUUUUCCUUUAUUGCAGUACCACACAUCCCCACCGAGUGUAUACGAAAACGCUCAGCAACCUCAAUUCAAUCCAGGAGCGCCUAACAAAACCAGACCACCAUUUAACACAAGAAAACAUGCACCAACGCGCAAUAUACAGGGUCAGACAUCCACACAACACGAACAUGUGAUUAGCCCUAAUAUUAAUCCAGGCGGUGUGCGUAAUCACUUCAUACCUACACAGGUAGAAAGGAAGUUAGUUCAAGGCCAUUCCUCGCAUUCAGGGGUAGGAGAUGAUGCCAGUGGAUCACGUAUUAAAAUGAAUUGGAAUCAACCAGCGGAUAAGAGCGAUGAAUCGAUGUCAAAUCAGGACG
Vavraia culicis subsp. floridensis is the source of this 904-nucleotide messenger RNA. RefSeq lists its product as uncharacterized. The transcript has a single exon. The record is from RefSeq and is a predicted model, not a curated record. The annotation marks the transcript as partial. NCBI's taxonomy places the organism in Eukaryota, Fungi, Microsporidia, Pleistophoridae.